This is a messenger RNA of Dothidotthia symphoricarpi CBS 119687, 689 nucleotides long. RefSeq lists its product as uncharacterized. Bases 114 to 503 code for a protein of 129 amino acids. Lineage: Eukaryota; Fungi; Ascomycota; Dothideomycetes; Pleosporales; Dothidotthiaceae. The record is from RefSeq and is a predicted model, not a curated record. The transcript has 2 exons.
UUAGAGCAUCAAUUGCCAAGCAUUCUGCAUAUCUUGGUGAAACUAAUUGUGCCGGAACGUUAUCGACGAGGAGCACCCAUUGCAGUCGCAUUGCCGUCAGAGUGCAACCACGAAUGCUGCUCAAGCGCAAUCGCUGCGUUAGGGACUUGACGCUUUGGACACCUCUGAAAUAUGGGAGACUCGUCUCAGUCAAGUUUAUUGCUAUGCCGGCACCUCAUGUAAACCGUAUUAGAGAGGUGUUCAUGGGACUGUGCAUAUUACGAGAAUCAAUGAUCGCGUUGUUUUGGAAGUUUUUGAGCAUGAUGAUGAUUGUUUUCUUGUCCCACAUCGUGUUUACCACUUGGCUGACCUUGCACAAUUUCCCCACCAUUUGCCAUCUUCAGCGCACGAUUAGUUCUCGCUUCUGUGAUCUUCAAUCCUCUACAAAUGAUGAUCACAUAUUUUUGACUAUUGUUUUAUACACCAACCCAUGGGACUACCCCUAUUCGUAUUUUCCCUGGUAACUGCGAAUGAUGGCCUUUCGUUGUCUCGAGUCUGGCGACUAAUAUGACAACGACGAGCACUCACAUGUACUUAGUGGUACGUAUCACACGUUGAUGAAGUUGUUUGAGAAAGAGCGGAUAGCCAACUCCAUUUCUUAGGCGAGAUCCUGUGGAGCACACUUUCCAGGAGCCAAUCACAUGCAUCGA